Molecule: messenger RNA, 3705 nt
Organism: Acanthaster planci (crown-of-thorns starfish)
Lineage: Eukaryota; Metazoa; Echinodermata; Asteroidea; Valvatida; Acanthasteridae
Biological process (GO): polyamine catabolic process
Molecular function (GO): oxidoreductase activity
Source: RefSeq, a predicted model, not a curated record
UGAACUGGCGAUAUCAUAUGUUACUUACCAAAUAACAGCGGUAUUGAUCGUAACAGUUUUUCUAUAGGUGUAUUUCUGGAUUUAUCUAAAGCUUUUGAAACCGUAAAUCACGAUAUUUUAAUCAGUAAAUUAGAGCUUUAUGGUGUGCGAGGAACAGUACUGGACCUUUUGAAAAGUUAUUUAUAUAACAGACAACAGUAUGUAUCAUUUAAUUCUGUAAAUUCUACCAAUGGAGUCAUUACGUGUGGGGUACGGCAAGGAUCUCUGAUGGGCCCUUUACUCCUUAUUCUCUAUAUCAACGACAUAUGUAAUACCUCAGAUUGUAUGACAUUCUCUUUAUUCGCAGAUGAUACAAGUUUGUUGUAUUCUUACACAAAUGUAAAUGAAGCUAUUCAGAACCUAAAUCUAAACGGCUCCUAGCUAAAAAAUUAUGUAUCAAUGCCCUGAAACCACAUGAUAUUAUUUUUGUACCAGUUAACACAAGUACCCGCAGACUAUUCCACUUUUAUUGAAUGAUACAAUAUUAAGGCAGGAUAAAAGUACUAAAUUUUUGGGUAUAAUUAUUGAUGAAAACCUUACAUGGAAAUAUCAUAUUGAUGGACUACAGAAGGAAAAUACCCAAGAAUAGGCUAUUGGUAUUAUGAGUCGUCUUAAAUAUUAUCUUCCGAGUAAGAUUUUAUUAACAUUGUAUAAUUCCUUCAUAUUACCAUAUUGAAAUUUUUCCAUUUUGAUUGGGGGCCGCAUGACAUCUAAAUGUAACAAAUUAUUUACUUUACAAAAACGAGCAGUCCGCAUCAUCAUUUUGCUGGCUAUCGUGAUCAUUCUGCUCCGUUAUUUGCUAAAUUAAACCUGUUGCAAUGUAACCAUUUACACCAACUUAAUCAGGGAAAAUUCUUGUACAAACUUAUGCACAAUUUACUCUCUUCCAGUUUUAAUUCUUGUUUUACUUUAGCAUCUAACAUCCAUAGUUAUAAUACUCGUAGCAGUAUGAAGGGAAACUUGUUUGUCGAAUUUAACAGAAAGUCAUUGGCCAAGAACGAUAUUAUUCAUCAAGGUAUUCAUCAGGUAUAUACAGAUUACCUUCUUUAUUUGUGUUUGCUAGAAAACUAAGAACUCGGUUGCUGGGCUCAUAGUCCUAAAUCAUAUUUAUUUGUGCUCUAUUAAUGUGAUAUUGCCUCACACUUGUUUUUGUUUUGUCCUGUUCGUCAUUUGUCGGUCCUAGUAGGUUAGAUUGCUUAGUUUUCUUUGUCUCUCCAUAGGUUGGGAUACAAACGCGUUCUUGCUUGACCUUAGACCUAAAUGUUGUCAUCUAAUUUAUCAAAUGUAAACUGAUACAUUAUGUAAUGUUGCUCAAGUUAAUGGCCAUGUUCUCAGUACUUACGUAAUGUGAAUCAUGUUUGCUUAUUGUAAAGAAUGACAGCAUCGAAAUUAAUGUUUUAUGUUAAUGUUUUUUGUUUAACAAUUUCACAUACUGGAUUGACAAUUUCACAUAAUAGACUGACAACCUCACAUAAUGGACUGACAACUUCGCAUAAUGGUUUGACAACAUCACUUAAUAGAUCGAGGACACGAUUAAACUACUUUCACAGAGUAACAUCAUAUUUUGGUACGUUUGGCGUUCCAUACUAGCAUGACUAGACUAUGACCAUUAUAUAGCUCCAUGCUAUGAGUAACAAGAUGUCGAAAUUCACUCUCGUUAUCUUGCUGUGCGUUUUUGCAAACAAAUUGGUCUUGUCUCAAGAUUACGACGACAACCAUGCAAAAGUAUUAAUUGUUGGCGCUGGUGCUGCAGGUUUGCAAGCCGCCAAAGAGUUCCAUGACAAAGGCAUGGACGAUUUGAUCAUCGUCGAAGCCGCAAAUUUCUACGGCGGAAGAGUCCACGACGUGACCUUUGCUGGAAAGCAGGUAGAGGCAGGAGCCAACUGGGCACAGCCUCCGGGUACUGAAAUCAUUGACACCGUGAAAAGACUUUCUAUUGUGUACCAUGAAUCGGACUUUGAGUCUAUCAUCAUUCGUAACGAGACUGGGCAUGAUGUCAGCGAAGAAGCAGACCCCAUCUGGGAAGAUAUGGAGCACGCCUUGGGGAGAUUAGCCGAGAUCGGUGAGGAGCUAAUCGACGAAUGCCGCCGUGAUAUGUCUCUACGGGCCGCUCUUCGUGUGGCUGGCUGGAAACCCACAACACCCAUCCACAAGACAAUCGAAUUCUUCGAUUUUGAUUUUGAAUGGGCGGAUAUUCCGGCUGUAACUUCUCUGAAAUCGACCACUCCUAUCCAAUUGAUCUCUGCCACAGGUGGGAACCUUUUCGUCACCGAUCAAGGUGGUUUCAAGCGCAUCUUUGAGGAGAUCACUCCUUGGCUCAUGAUGGAUCCUUAUAAGAAUCAUCUUCGCUUGAACAAAACUGUAGUGUCGAUCGUCGAUAAAUCUAGCAAUGGAGUGGAGGUGAGGUGUUCUGACGGGACUACUUACACAGGUGAUUACGCCCUUGUCACGGUAAGUCUUGGGGUCCUGCAGAACGAUGUGAUCGACUUCCAACCGGCCCUUCCAGAAUGGAAGAUUGUAAAGUUCUUCCAGUUUAUCAUGGCAUCCUUCGCAAAAAUCUUUAUGAAGUUUCCCAUUCAGUUCUGGGAAAACAAGGAGUGGAUUCUCCACGCUAGCGAGCGUCGGGGAUAUUUCCCAGUCUUCUUAAACCUGAACUCAACCGGGACGUUUCCUGCAGAUCCUAACAUCCUUGUUAGCUUCGUUACUGGAGACGAGGCCCGUCGUAUCCAGAACCAGCCAUUAGCGGAGACAAAGGCUGAAGUCGAAGCGGUAAUGCGCAACAUGUAUCCCAAUGCUGGGGUUCCCGAGGCUACGCAUAUCUAUGUCACUGACUGGGACACCAACCCGCUUUUCUACGGCGCUUACUCCAACUGGCCGGUUGAGGUUUCCACCGAGGGGUUUGAACAGAUCCAGUCUCGUGUCGGUAACGUCUUCUUUGCUGGUGAGCACACAGACCCAAUGUUCAACGGAUACAUCAUUGGGGCCACUCGGAGUGGUGUACGUGAAGCCAGCAAGAUUCUGAGCUGCAUGAAGGGGGAGGAAUGCCCAGCUUAUGAACCACCCAAGUCAUACUCCUGUCCUAGUAGUGGCAACAUUGCUACGUUGUCAUUUACUGCAGCAUUAAUUGCAGCAUUAUUCCACUCUUUUACGGCUUUGUAGUCAAGUAUUCAUGUAACAUAUGAAUUGCAACAGAAACAACAUGGUGUGUCAUCGUUGUUGCAUUGGGGCUCGUGCUCAACUACUUGAGAUUUGAAUAGUAGAACGCAGGACACCUGUUGUUUUUCAGAGGAUACUAUUACUAAGUAAUUCUAUACAUGUACCUUUGUCUUAAUUGGUUCAAUUUGCCCGGGACGGUCACAUGACCGGUCUAUUUAAUGCAUGUUAGUCAUUAUCUUGUACAUAUAACACCGUGAUGUCAUUAAUCCCGGUCCAUUAAUCUCAGUAAACUGUAGUGGGAGCAGGGAGCUGGCAUACAGUACGAUUCAGUGUAGUAAUUUUACGUCAAAUCUAUUUACAUGAAGUUCGUUUAAGUUCCUCUACAUAAAAUAUGCAGAGUUUGGAGACAGCAUGUCACAACUUUCUGUGCAGCAACAGAGCGAGACUAAAUUCAAAACCUUCAGGUGUUAAAAAUAUUACAAAGAAUAAAUUUACGAAAGAGGUAUAGAA